ACAUAUAUAGAGAGACUCAGUCAGUCUUUUGUGGUCUGUCGAACCGUAUCGUGGUAGAUAUAACGAUUGUAACAAAGUGUGUGUGAACAUUUUAUAUAUUCUUCCAACAUUGCAUACUGCUAAAGCAUUAAUUUGUUGCCGUAAAACAAAAAAAAUAUAUCAAUAUACUUUUGCAUUUAACAUUCUGUUUCAAAAUAUUGGUUGGAUAGCUACUCCGCAUUCCAGAUAAUAAGCGCUCAACAAUCGUUUCCAUGUGAGGAUCAACAGGAUUUAUUGUUAGAAGCAACUUUUAACAUUUCUAUAGAAUGUAAGCAAUGCACGGCUUUGUCAAAUAUGCUAUUGCGAAAUACGGAAGAACAUGCGGAUAAUUUGUUAUGGAUACACUUCCAUACCACACCUGUAAUGCUGCCUUAUCUUGCAACAAUAAUUGUGUCUAAUUACCUAUUCCCACUUAAGACCAAAAUUGAAAUCAUUCACAUGUGGUGCAGAAACGAAUCUCGAUUUAUAGAAUUUGCAAAAAAUGUAACUAUACGUAUCACGAGGUUUCUUGAAUAUGAUUGGAGAGCUUUCUCCAUAUUGGAAUCGAAGGUGGAUUAUGUCGCAAUUCCAAAUUUCCAUGACAAAGGCAUAAUAGUUUUCGGACUUGUUCUUUAUAGGGAAACAGAUAUCAUCUACGAUAAAAAUUUAUAUCCUAUUGCUCAGAAAAUCGAAGUAGCUCAAUUAGUAGGACGUAAAGUGACACAGCAAUGGUUUAAUAACAUGAUGAACAAUCCAUUACUAUCGGAUUUUUGGCUUAAAAAAGGUCUUACUACAUUGCUUGCAACGUAUACUGUCAAUAAGGCUUAUCCAGAUUAUCGAAUAAUGAAUUUAUUUGUUGUUCAAAAUCAACAUUACUCUUUUAAUUUGGAUGGUAAUCAUAUGUGGCCUUUUACUUCACAAGAUGACAGUUUAUUGAAAAUUCGCCAAUCUAUCAGAGUACCUUUUAUACUACGGAUGAUGCAACACAUCCUCACAGAAGAAAUGUUUCAGGAAAGCAUAAGCACAUAUGCAUAUGACACCGAAUCACAUGAUGAAGGCUUUGUGGAGCUUACGAAACAUAUUGCUUUAAAAAAUCCAAAUAUUACUCAACAACUGACAAGAAUGGAAGAUUGGGCUUUGGAAUAUCAUUGUCCCGUGAUUAAAGCAGUACGAACAUAUCAUAAUAGAGAGAUAAUGAGCGAAGUAAAUGUAUCGAUACAAUAUAUCAACACAUUAAAAAUUGGCUGCAUUCCUGUAACUUUUACUACGGAAGCAUCUCUCGAUUUUAACAAUUUUACUCAUCAUAUGGUAUGCGUGUCAAAGAAUUUAAAAUUAUCAUUACCAUUUAAAGAGGAUGGUUGGAUGAUAUUCAAUAUACAACAAAUUGAUAUAAUAUCGUAUUUGCAUCGAGAAGAAGAUUAUAUAGCAUGGUAUUCUAUGUUUAAAGCUCUGGAAUACAUAUUUAGCACUUUUCUGUAGCUAUGCUGGAAGAUAAAAUGUGGAAUUUUAAGAAUUACAUAAACCAAGCAUUAUACGAGGUACUUAAAAGAAUCAAAUAUGAAGAAGUUAAUGAUAGUGACGACCUUAGAAAAUGUUUACGACAAGAAGCUGCAAGAUGGGCAUGUUUUUUCGGCGACUCCGAAUGUAAGACAGAAGCCAACAAAAAAUUAGUAAAACAUCUCCAAAAUUCUACAAAGCACAAGACCCUUUAUACUGCGCAUGAUGCAACACACCUUCGCCGAAGAAAUAUUUUGGAAAUUUAUUCGCACAUAUGUAAAUAGCACCCAAUCAUAUCGUCAAAGUAUUGUGAAUAUUUGGAAAGAAAUUGUUGCUGCUGCAGAAUAACCAGAUACUGAUUCAUCUACAAAUAAUGAAUUAUUGGAAAAUAGAAAGACGUUGUCCUAUCAUAAAAAUAAUACGAAAUUAUAAGGAUAUGAGCGAAGUAAAUGUAUCGAUACAAUAUAUCGACACAUUAAAAAUUGACUGCCUUCCUGUAACUUUUACUACGGAAAAGUAUCCUGAUUUUAACAAUUUUACUCAUCAUAUGGUAU
This is a messenger RNA of Nylanderia fulva, 2069 nucleotides long. The record is from RefSeq and is a predicted model, not a curated record. NCBI's taxonomy places the organism in Eukaryota, Metazoa, Arthropoda, Insecta, Hymenoptera, Formicidae.